AAUCCGUCAGGUCCCGCCUAUUAUCUGCUCCCCUGGACAUUUAGGCUUCUCUUGGCCCAUUUGAAGACCAGGAAGUUGAUAACUCGCGAGGCACGCUACUGAGAGACGGUGGCUCGGAUGGGACAGUCGCCAGGGAUGGCGGAACGUGAGGAUGGAGCGGGUGUCCGGACUGCUCUCUUGGACGCUGAGCAGAUUCCUGUGGCUCUCGGGCCUCUCUGAGCGGGGAGCUGCCCGGCAGCCCCGGAUCAUGGAAGAGAAAGCGCUAGAAGUAUAUGAUUUGAUUCGAACCAUCAGGGAUCCAGAGAAGCCCAAUACUUUAGAAGAACUGGAAGUGGUAACGGAAAGUUGUGUGGAGGUUCAGGAGAUUAAUGAAGACGACUAUUUGGUUAUUAUAAGGUUCACGCCAACAGUACCUCAUUGCUCUUUGGCGACUCUUAUUGGGCUGUGCUUAAGAGUAAAACUUCAGCGGUGUUUACCGUUUAAACAUAAGUUGGAAAUCUACAUUUCUGAAGGAACCCACUCAACAGAGGAAGAUAUCAACAAGCAGAUAAAUGACAAAGAGCGAGUGGCGGCUGCCAUGGAGAACCCCAACUUACGGGAAAUCGUGGAACAGUGUGUCCUGGAACCUGACUGAUAGCUGUUUUAGAGCCACUGAAAUAUAAUCGUUUGAUAUAUUUGUUUAAAGUCUUUGUAAAAUGUAAAAGAUUCAUGUUUAAUACAUAGGUGAUUUGUACCUCAGAGCAUUUUUUUAAAUGAUGAUUUCCAAGCAAGAUUUAAUUAUCAGGUAGUACUUAGUUUGUUCAAUGUCUAACAUUCUCAGGAUUUGUAACCCUUUAAUGAUCAGACAAAAAUAUUUUCUAGUUAUUGUGUGUAAGAUGAGUUGCUAUUUUUCUGAUGCCCAUUCUGAUGCUUUUCAUGUCAAAAUAUUUACUGUGCCCAAGUGUAUUCAUUUUAAACCAUUACUCUGUAAAAUAAAUAAAACAG
Molecule: messenger RNA, 984 nt
Organism: Budorcas taxicolor (takin)
Lineage: Eukaryota; Metazoa; Chordata; Mammalia; Artiodactyla; Bovidae
Gene: CIAO2A
Product: cytosolic iron-sulfur assembly component 2A
Exons: 5
Coding region: 152-634 (160 amino acids)
Source: RefSeq, a predicted model, not a curated record